AUGUCCAGUAAUCAGGCCGGCGGCAGCGGCGCCGACUCCAGCAGUAGCACAAAUGGAAACGGCAAUAGCAAUGGUGGCUCAGACACGAUCAUCGCCAUCGUGGCCCUGGUAGUGUCUGUUAUCGCCCUGAUCGGGACAGGAUUACAGGUCGUUCAACAAUACAUGGCCUCGGCGGCUGGCUACUCCAACUGCGAUGCCGCCGUGAUCGGGCCCUGGCACACAACGAAGAAGCGGCGUUUUCGCUUAAGCGAAAUGCGCUUCCAGGUUCUAUUCGAGACGCCUGUAUUCUUCGUCUGCCCGGCCGACAACAAGAGAGGGCCUAUUAACGGAGCGCCGGUGUGGUUUGUUAAAGGCGACCCUGAAAGCAUUGUCGUCACACGCUCUUUGCCGUUGGACGGCCCCGGCACGAACAACAGCGCAGACAAGCCGCCCCAGCAAGCAGACGGGAAGCAAAAUGAAACAACUGACCACGCCAGCCAAGCAACCUCAUCGAUGCCCAAGAUUGCACAUGUGUUGCAAGACAAGCGCGGAGUCCACACAGCUGACAACGAGAUGUCGACGUGGGUGCGCCUUCUGCAGGAGCUUCAUCGCAUGGAGCGCGACUCGCAGCACUGGCAGAAGACGCAAGUGGAACUGAAUCCACCACAUAGCGCGUGCUCCUUUGAGGAGCACAAACUCUGCGUGGCCCUUCAGUCAAAAAAGCGUUCCUGGGACACUAUGCCGUCUAGCAUAAGCAGGCCGUAUGCUGCGUCGACUAUUUGCCACCUCAUCGAGAUGGCAGCCAUGCUGGGCAUAUACUGGAAGGAGUUCGACCGGUCUGCUGGUCGGUACCGGGCAGAAGGCAACGGCUAUGUCCUCACGGGCAACCACAUGGCAGAUUUGGGGAUUGUGUUUACCUUUCAGAUAUGCGGCAAGAGCCGAUUCAAAGAAAAUCGCAUCAUCCCUGCAGAUGAGGCCAAGGAGCUCGCGUUUGGCCUCGUGCCGACUAUUUUCCGCAGGAAAGAGGACCUUCGCCGACUUGCGUUCACGUCCGACGAUACGCGCAGUCUGGAGACUCUCUUGCUCGGCAACCGCAAUGAGCUUGCAGAGACACUAGCAUCGAUUGGCUGCAACACAAACACAUCGAACAGUCUCCGCGAUGAAACGAAGAAGCAUGGCCACCUAUUUCCUCGGCGGACGCUUCAUAUCAAGAAAAGUCUUUUCCGUUUUUUACCAAACCCGACAUUUUAUCACUGGGACCGGAAAUAUUUUAGCAUGCAGAAGCUCCUACAGGAAUACCGAUCCGAGAUUGGCCGCCUAGGAGCGAACGAGCUGCAGAUCAAGGAGCUGCAGACGCUGGCAAACUUGACUGCCGACCUGCUUCUACGCAAGCCUGAACGCGACAAGGCCGGACGGGUCAAAAGGGCCUUGGAGGACACCAUCGACCGCCCGCUAAUGACUGUCCUGCAUGAGAACCUCGAUAGAUGCGAUUUAUAUUUGAAGAGAAAGGGCCGGAAAGCUGUUGAGAUUGUCCUACGCGAGCACGUCCAGGAACUCCUACACAUGGUUAACAACGAGGGCGACUAUGGUCCAGGCCGUGAAGAGGUAGGCACGGCAGGAACCGGGGUAGGACUCGGCACGUCCGAGGCUACCAGAACUGGGGAAUCCAGUCCACCAGGUACGGGGAGUGAUGCGGACAAAUUUGGAACCCCUUUGCGCUUCGACGACGUAAUGACGGCCUCGCCAGAAUUUCGCCAAAGAACAUUGAUGAGGAUAUAUUUUUCACGUUUGCAACCGCGCGUGGUGCAGUUGGCCGAAACUGCAUGGCUACAGCAGGACGAUGUCCACAGUGAUGACAACAAUCCUAACAUUGUCCAUGCCGAUAAAUUUGGCGCCGAAAACAUCGAUGCCGAUGUAGCUGGCGACGAUGUCGAUGGCAACGGCAACGUAUUUCGUCGACUGGAGGCGGCAAGCGUGUGGUGUACGCUGGUGUUCCGGAUGCUAUGCUGGCUGCUGUUGCACGACUUCAGUAAGAUGGAUGUGCAGAUUUCUAAGAGCGAGCUUUUGGGCAGCCGUCUUCCGGUGUACAUUUGGUGA
Messenger RNA from Sporothrix schenckii 1099-18, 2076 nucleotides. RefSeq names its product modin. NCBI's taxonomy places the organism in Eukaryota, Fungi, Ascomycota, Sordariomycetes, Ophiostomatales, Ophiostomataceae. The record is from RefSeq and is a predicted model, not a curated record. The coding region runs from base 1 to 2076 and encodes 691 amino acids. The transcript has 2 exons.